ACUAUAAGUAGGCAGUUGUAUUCACCACUCUUUCACAUCCAAGUUCUUCCAGAAAGAGAAGGAGAUUGUUUCUUUGUGCUAAAACCAUGUCUACCCUUGUUGUCCCUGCAAAUGUUUCUUUUGUAGAAGAUGCUGAAACUCUCAGAAAGGCUUGUGAAGGAUGGGGGACCAAUGAGAAGGCUGUAAUUUCAGUUCUUGCUCAUAGAAACGCAACUCAAAGGAAGCAAAUCAGACAAGCUUAUUGGAACCUUUACCAAGAAGAACUUGUAAAACGUCUUGAAUCUGAGCUAAAAGGAGAUUUUGAGAGAGCUAUAUACAGAUGGAUAUUGGACCCAGAAGACAGAGAAGCAGUGUUAGCUAAUGUGGCUGUAAAGAAAUCUUCUGAUUAUCAUGUGAUCGUUGAAAUUGCUUGCGUCCUAUCCGCAGAGGAGCUCUUGGCUGUGAGGAGGGCCUACCAGGCUCGCUACAAGCAUUCAUUGGAAGAAGAUGUGGCAGCUCAUACCACCGGCGAUGUCAGGAAGCUCUUGGUUGGGUUGGUUACAGCUUAUAGGUAUGAAGGUGCUGAUAUAAAUGCAAGAUUGGCCAAAUCGGAAGCUGAUAUUCUUCAGGAUGCGAUUAAAGACAAGAAAUAUAAUCAUGAUGAAGUUAUUAGGAUCUUGACUACAAGGAGCAAGGCACAACUCAUGGCUACUUUCAAUGGCUUCAAAGAUGAUCAGGGAACUUCCAUCACUAAGGCUUUGUUGGGUGAGCAUGCUGAGAAUGAGUACAAGAGAUUGCUUCGCAUAGCCAUUCGAUGCAUCAACGAACCUCUUAAGUACUAUGAGAAGGUUUUGCGGAAUGCAAUCAGAAAGUUUGGGACUGAUGAGGAUGCAAUUACUCGUGUGAUAGUGACAAGGGCUGAGAAGGACUUGCUGCAUAUCAAGGAGCUUUACUACAAGAGGAACAGUGUGCCCCUUGAUCAAGCAGUGGCCAAGGAGACUUCUGGGGAUUACAAGGCUUUCCUCCUUGCUCUGCUUGGAAAGCAGGAUUGAGAUUAUUAGCUUAAGCAUUUCAGAGUUUUUAAAUCUGAAAAAAUAAGGGUUUUGUGAGCCUUCAUUUUGCAUGUGCUGAUCUGGUGUGAGACAAUUUGUAUCCUUUUUUAUGCUAUCUUGAAUGCAGAAUUUCUCGAAGAAGUUGCCUUGUGGAA
This is a messenger RNA of Manihot esculenta (cassava), 1186 nucleotides long. Its product is annotated as annexin-like protein RJ4. The transcript has 6 exons. The record is from RefSeq and is a predicted model, not a curated record. Gene Ontology annotation, molecular function: calcium ion binding; calcium-dependent phospholipid binding. NCBI's taxonomy places the organism in Eukaryota, Viridiplantae, Streptophyta, Magnoliopsida, Malpighiales, Euphorbiaceae. Bases 87 to 1031 code for a protein of 314 amino acids. Gene Ontology annotation, cellular component: cytoplasm.